AUGGCAGAACAAUGUACCGUCAGCAUUGAAGAUAGCAAGCAGCAACAAGAGCAAUCCGCCAUCUCCCAUGAAGCUAGCAAUCCCGCAAGUCCUCUAACCAGUAUCAAAUCGCCCACGUGCGUUGCGGCAUCUGCGGCAAACAUUGUGACGACCAACGCUGACGACGAGAAACAACGCAGGGUGGAGGACGGUACGGAUGAUGGGACUAGUACACCAAGGACAACCUGCGAUCAUCGCUCUACCACCCCAAGCAGUGGUGUGACACCACUGUUGUUGGUUGGGGAUGACAACGAUGGCGUGAAGAAACCUUACUGGUUGUUUUCAUCCACCGAAGAACAUCGGAUACAGCAUCAACCGCAGCAUCAUCAUUCGUUACGCAUGGAUAGCCAUGGCAGCGAUGAUAUCGAUGGCAGCCUACGACAUGAACCGGAUCGACAGCAAUUGGAUUGCUCCAUCCUGCUGGAAACGCCCGCUCUUGAGCAUGUGAAGAUCAGCGAUGGUGCAGUGCGAAUGUCGAGCACCGAUGGCAUCAGCGAUGGAAGGAUCGGUGCAGGUAAGCUGGCGACAAUCAGCGACAAGUUGGCGGCAGUAAAACCAAAACGCCUCAGCGACGAAUUUUUCUCGGCGGACGAUGACAACGAUGACGAGGAAGAUGAAGACGAUGAAGAGCGUGAGGAGCAUACGAAAUCGAAUGGACAAAUCGUGCCCGAUCGAAAUACGAUGGUAGAUAGCGAGGCUCAGGCAAGCUUAAGUGAAAUAAAAAAUCUCAGUAUCACCUGCUGCGGGAAACGGAAAGAGUUCGAUAAAGAUGAUGUACGUGACGAAUGCGUAAAAGACAUCCGCAUACUUCCUUCCGGUUCAAAGGAUGUAGAACUGUUGUCUCGCGUUGUUGAAAGUCCGGAGAAGCCAAAGAUAUCGGCUUUCCGUGCCGAUAUUGAAAACACCAUCGAAGCUCCUCUGGAACACCAACAGCACGCUGCAGCCGACGAUGACGACGAAGAACUGCUUCUGGACGAUGUGCAAUCGAUGGACGCGAUCGAACGGCGUGAUUUCGAACAGGAGGGAGGUUUUUUGAUAAGAAACAGAUCACUGAUAUCUGGCGAUAGACUGAAUUUAGAAUUUUUAAAUAACACGAAUCCCCGUCCCCCGUCGAACGAGCGCACGCAUCCGGAACAAGAACCAUCAUCGGAGGACGGGUCAGCUGGAGCCCCAGCAUUAUGCUCAUCCUCCGAUCGAGCUGUCGAAGUUGUUCCAACGUCUUCUAUCUACUCCUCCGCAUCGGCGUGCGCUACUGCGUUGAACACUAGAACAUCCGCGCAACAUUCGACCACGCCGACGAGCAGUAGAUAUCAGCACAAGCAUGAUCCUCACCAUCACCAUCAUCAUCAUCACCACAACCAGCACCAUCAACAUCCUCGGGAUGGUAAAACGAUCGUAAACAGCACUGGUAGCGAUAGCUUUAGUAGUAGUUUUAAUAGGGAAACCGAGAACAAUAGUACAACCAAGUUCGCAGUUAAUAAGCUUACGAGGAACCUCUCCGCUAGUCUAGCUAAUUGCAACGAUAAAAAGCAUGAGCAGCAGGAUGUCGCUUCCGGCACUGGUACAGGGUCUAGCGUCACGCCACCUGUCACGUCCUCAUUUGCCACUUCUUCCUCGUCCGCUUCUUCCUCCUGCUCCUCUUCAAACUAUUCGCUGUACUCAGCAUCAGCUGCAGGACCGGGAGGUGAAUGUGUCCCAACCCUAACUGCAGAUGCACCAGCCCGAAAGGAAUGUAAACCGGAACUUGCCGAUGCCUUUUUGAAUACAAAUUCAAACGAUAGCGUAUCAUCGGAUCGUUCGCUGUUUGGCGUCCAUGCCACGGAAGAGGAAACGACAUUAACCGUAUCCGAUGUGCAAACGAAGGAGGAUACUCAUACGCAUCACGAUUCUUGUUCCACCACCUCCUCGACCGCGUCGUACUCGUCCUCUUCCUCGCCGUCCCCUUCACAAGCAACGACGGCACAGCACAACGACGAUGUGCCGAUGAUUAUUUGCUCCUCUUCAGUACUGCCCCCGACUGCAUCGCAUUCGGCCUCCUCAUCGGUUUCGUCCGCACACGAGGAAAACACCUCCGCGAAUAGUAAACCUUUGUGCGAUGGAGAUUUUAAUGUAGAAGAUCAUGAAGCGAAAGCAACCGCAACGAAAAACACAUCAGCUGAUCAUUCUUCAACGGCAGCUCCUUCUAGUUGUUCCGGACGAAGUACUAAGGAGGAUUCUCUUGAUACAAAUGGCAAACUAUCUUUCAGUUGUGCUUUUCCCAAGGAGAAUGGAAGAAUAUCCGGUGUAGAUGGAAAUAAGCAAUUGCUACCAUCAACUUCUGCCAACGGCAAUGUGCUACAGGAGGAACAAGAUGGCGCAUCGAAAGCUCGUGCCAGUGGCACAGAGCAACAGCCUCAGCUGCAUCAGCAGCACGCUCAACAUAACCAUCGACGUCAGUUUCAUCAUCAUCACCGUGCCGCUGGUACUGGUGAGGGAACGAUCGCUGCAUCUUCCACAUCCUCCGCAUCUCGCGUAGUAACAGCGAAUGGGUCGGUCCAAACUGGAGGAACAGUUGCUACAACACGAGAGUCUAUUCCUGUGCCGGAGGUUGUGGUGGCUCCGUCCUUCCAUCAGCAGCGCGAUGCCAGCACAAAUACAUCCAAUUCACCCGAAUCCAGCGAACCUGAGAUCGACGAAGAGGACUGGGCCGACUGUGAGGAAGGCACGGACGAAGAAGUGUGUACUUGCCGAGACUACACCGACGAGGAUGGAUUUGCUAGCAGUGAAGACGAACUGCCAUCACGAGAUGUCGAUCUCUCCAGCUAUACGCACCUGGACACGAUAUCGGACGAUCUGCUACAUGAUGCACAAACGCCUCGGCUCCAUCGCAAAAGGAAGUUGACGGAAAAUCGAACUAUACUCUAUGGCGAUAGCAACAGCCCAUCCGGCGAAUCGCUAAACUACACCAGCCGCAAGCGCCUAGCACUCGAUGGAUCGACCGUUACAGGCACGGCGUCAUCUACAGCUAACGGUAGCUCGUCACCUGGAUCCGCAACAUCCGGAACAGCGGCAAACACAACGGCAGCAUCAACUGGUGUAACACCUUUGUCCAAUAGCGGUGUAUCCACGACACCCCGAUCGUCUCUUCGAAGCCCAAUGAAUAUUAUAACUACACCAACUUCAUCCACGUUGGGAGAGCGUAAGACACCAAGAACCAUUAUACCGACCAAAGAUAAUCCUCCUCCAGAACUAAACGAAUGGUUGAUGCAAUUCCAGAGAUGGACGCACGUUGAACGGUUGUUAGCUGUGGAUCGUUUGAUCGAACACUGCGAACCAACACAGGUGCGCCACAUGAUGAAAGUCAUCGAGCCGCAGUUCCAACGAGACUUCAUCUCGCUUCUGCCAAAGGAGCUAGCGUUACAGGUACUGUCCUACCUGGAACCAAAGGAUCUUCUGCGGGCCGCCCAAACAUGUCGCAGCUGGCGCUUCCUGGCUGAUGACAACCUGCUGUGGAAGGAAAAGUGUAAAGAAAGCGGCAUUGGCAUCGAACCAUCAACGGAUCGUCCAAAACGAGGUCGCACCGGUAACAUGCCACCGAUAUCAUCGCCCUGGAAAGCGGCUUAUAUGCGCCAGCACAUCAUCGAAAUGAAUUGGCGCUCGCGACCAAUCCGAACGGCGAAGGUGCUGAAGGGUCAUGACGAUCAUGUCAUCACGUGCCUUCAAUUUUGCGGCAAUCGUAUCGUGUCCGGAUCCGACGACAAUACGCUCAAAGUUUGGUCCGCCAUCUCGGGGAAGUGCCUUCGAACGCUAACUGGCCAUACGGGAGGUGUGUGGUCAUCACAAAUGUCGGGCAACAUCAUCAUCUCCGGUAGUACUGAUCGCACUUUACGCGUCUGGAAGGCUGACACCGGACAGUGCAUGCACAUACUUCAUGGUCACACUUCGACUGUGCGCUGUAUGCACCUGCACGGCAACAAAGUCGUUAGUGGUUCGCGAGACGCAACGUUGCGCGUCUGGGAUGUGAAUUUAGGUACAUGUUUGCACAUGUUGGUGGGUCAUCUGGCUGCCGUGCGUUGUGUUCAGUACGAUGGUAAGCUGAUUGUUUCCGGUGCCUACGACUACAUGGUGAAAGUAUGGAACCCAGAGCGUCAGGAAUGUCUGCACACGUUGCAGGGACACACAAACCGUGUGUACUCACUGCAGUUUGACGGUAUCCAUGUUGUUUCCGGUUCGCUGGAUACUUCGAUACGCGUAUGGGAUGCUGAAACAGGCUCCUGCAAACACGCACUAAUGGGACACCAGAGCCUCACUUCGGGAAUGGAGCUUCGACAGAACAUUCUCGUGUCUGGUAAUGCUGAUUCCACCGUCAAGGUUUGGGACAUCAUUACCGGCCAAUGCCUGCAGACACUUUCAGGACCCAACAAGCAUCAAUCUGCUGUCACCUGUCUGCAGUUUAACUCUCGUUUCGUCAUCACCAGUUCCGACGAUGGUACCGUGAAGUUGUGGGAUGUUAAGACUGGUGAAUUUAUCCGCAAUCUAGUGGCACUAGAAUCGGGCGGUUCCGGUGGUGUUGUUUGGCGUAUCCGUGCAAACGAUACCAAACUUAUAUGUGCUGUUGGGUCACGCAAUGGUACGGAGGAAACCAAACUGAUGGUUCUCGAUUUCGACGUAGAAGGUGCCUGCUUGAAAUGCUCAUAA
Molecule: messenger RNA, 4716 nt
Organism: Anopheles marshallii
Lineage: Eukaryota; Metazoa; Arthropoda; Insecta; Diptera; Culicidae
Gene: ago
Product: F-box/WD repeat-containing protein 7
Exons: 8
Coding region: 1-4716 (1571 amino acids)
Biological process (GO): ubiquitin recycling; proteasome-mediated ubiquitin-dependent protein catabolic process
Cellular component (GO): cytoplasm; nucleus
Molecular function (GO): ubiquitin binding
Source: RefSeq, a predicted model, not a curated record